Molecule: messenger RNA, 1320 nt
Organism: Pseudocercospora fijiensis CIRAD86
Lineage: Eukaryota; Fungi; Ascomycota; Dothideomycetes; Mycosphaerellales; Mycosphaerellaceae
Exons: 3
Coding region: 1-1320 (439 amino acids)
Biological process (GO): intracellular calcium ion homeostasis; calcium ion transmembrane transport
Cellular component (GO): fungal-type vacuole membrane
Molecular function (GO): calcium:proton antiporter activity
Source: RefSeq, a predicted model, not a curated record
AUGUACAAUGCCAAUGGUCACCGCGUCAACCACAAUGGACACAAAGUCACGCCAGGCAUUCAACCUGAUGGCGAGAGCGGCCGAAGCUGGUUCCACCCCAUCUACUUCUUCAAAAUCGUCUGGAAAUCCUCAUGCACUGCAUCCAAGUGGACCAACAUCCUCUGGCCUUUCACUCUUGCCGCUCUGGUGCUACACUUCCACUAUCCAGAACAUAAACUUUGGAUCUUCAUCACCUCCUAUGUUGGCAUGGUGCCUGCAGCAAACUUGGUCGGUUUUGCGGGCCAAGAGUUGGCGCGAAAGAUUCCGAAGGUAGCCGGCGUCCUGCUUGAGACCACUUUCGGCAGUGUCGUCGAGAUCAUUCUGUUCAUGGUCCUUCUCAACCAAGCAGGAGACCGAAAUGUCCCCGUCAUUCGAGCUGCUAUUCUCGGUUCGAUUCUCGCCAACUUGCUCAUGUGUCUUGGACUAUGCUUCUUCGUUGGCGGCAUAUUCCAUCCACAGCAGACUUUCCACGAGGCCAUCUCCGAAGUGGGUUCUAAUCUGAUGCUCGUCGCGGGAAUGGGUCUCGUCAUCCCAACCAUUUACUCCAACUCACUCUCUCAGAGGCCGGACUACCAAGAUGUGAUUGUCCCAGAAACGCUGAAGAUCUCCCGCGCAGCCGCUAUAAUCCUCCUGACAGCUUUUGUCGUCUAUGUCUGGUUUCAAGCGCGCAGUCACCAUGGCUUGUAUGAGGACAUCCUCGAAGCCGACGAGCAGCGUGAUCACGAUAGGCACAAAGACCUCGUAAAACCGAAGCUUACUCUCACGGAAAGCGUCGUCGCAUUGCUCAUCGCUUUGAUGUUUGUCAGCUUCAUGGCUGUAUUUCUCGUCGAGGAGAUCGAUUACAUGGUCGAGGAGCGAAACAUUUCCGAUGCCUUUGUCGGUCUCAUCCUCAUUCCGAUCGUCGAGAAAAUCUCCGAACACAUCACGGCUGUGGAUGAAGCUUAUGACAACCAAAUGAAUUAUGCGCUCAGCCACGUUCUCGGCGCGAGUAUUCAGACAGCACUGAUGAACACGCCUCUCGUCGUCCUCGUCGGCUGGGGUCAAGGCAUUCACAUGAGUCUGGACUUUGAGCUGUUCGACGCAGUCAUCUUGAUUCUCGCUAUCAUGGUGGUCGGUAAUUUCCUUAGGGACGAAAAGAGCGACUACCUUGAGGGCGCACUGUGUGUGUUCGUAUACAUGCUCAUCGCCAUCACAGCUUGGUACUACCCCGAUCCGCCGCAUCCGACCGGUACUGCGUCGGCAGAUACCGGGGAGGCUGCACAUCGGAUGAUGAAGUUUUAG